Messenger RNA from Achroia grisella, 2222 nucleotides. RefSeq names its product mitotic checkpoint protein BUB3 (gene Bub3). The transcript is spliced from 4 exons. Bases 253 to 1251 code for a protein of 332 amino acids. Gene Ontology annotation, molecular function: ubiquitin binding. Gene Ontology annotation, biological process: mitotic spindle assembly checkpoint signaling. NCBI's taxonomy places the organism in Eukaryota, Metazoa, Arthropoda, Insecta, Lepidoptera, Pyralidae. Gene Ontology annotation, cellular component: mitotic checkpoint complex; bub1-bub3 complex; kinetochore. The record is from RefSeq and is a predicted model, not a curated record.
UUUCAUUUUUAUUAAACUGUUACCUACCUAACCUACCUCUAUCAAUACAAUAAUUAUUUCUUAAAUAUUAGUUCCGAUUAUUGACUGAAUUUAAUAUAAUUCAUCAAAAAGUUCUAUGUAUUUCUUGAAUGCCGCUAAACGCGAUAGUUGAAGAAUAAUUUACUUUAUGUAGAAAGCGUUGUUAAACUUUUCAUUUAGACUUUAUUAUUUACUCCAAAGUAUUUAUAAUUGUUUUACAAAAUUGCUUCCACAAUGACAGUCACGCGGGUGGCGGAGUCCCGCACAGAAUUUAAAUUGAAGAGUCUUCCCGAGGACUGUAUAUCAAGUGUGAAAUUUGCACCGAAAUCGAGUCAGUUCCUCUUGGUUUCUUCAUGGGACUCGACUGUAAGGUUAUACGAUGUCACGGCGAAUGUAGAACGACAUAAAUAUAGUCAUGAAUUACCAGUUCUUGAUGUUUGCUUUCGGGAUGCUGUCCAUUCGUACAGUGGUGGCCUGGACCAAACCCUAAAAUUGUAUGAUCUCAAUGCCAGCACUGAAACGGUACUCGGUGAACAUAAAGGAGCAAUCCGCUGCGUUGAGUUUGCAAAUGAAGUUAAUGCGGUUCUCACAGGUAGCUGGGAUGGCACGGUCAAGAUGUGGGAUAGCCGAGUGCCCAAUUGUGUUGGGACUUACAACCAAGGAAAUGAAAGGGUGUACACUAUGAGUAUAGUUGGCGAGAAGUUCGUAGUGGGCACAUCAGGUCGUAAGAUCUUUGUAUGGGACGUACGUAACAUGGGACACGUAAACCAGCGGCGGGAGUCAUCCCUCAAAUAUCAGACACGUUGCAUCCGUGUGUUCCCCAACAAGCAGGGAUAUGUACUGAGCUCAAUAGAGGGCCGAGUGGCUGUUGAAUACCUCGACAGCAAUCCGGAAGUCCAAAAGAAGAAGUACGCCUUCAAAUGUCAUAGGAUUAAAGACGGUGGUUUGGAAAAGAUCUACCCAGUGAACGCUAUAAGUUUCCACUCCGUAUACAAUACAUUUGCGACGGGAGGAUCCGAUGGCUACGUCAACAUUUGGGACGGCUUCAACAAGAAACGGCUCUGUCAGUUCCACAGAUACAACACCGCUGUAUCGUCCCUCAGCUUCUCUCACGAUGGGUCAGCACUCGCGAUUGCAUGUUCGCAACUUGAUGAGACUCAGGUAGAAGAACCGAAGCCGGAAGACACUAUUUAUAUAAGAUAUGUGACUGAUCAGGAAACUAAACCAAAAUGAGAAGUACACUCCUCAGUAUAGUCUGUUUUUUAAUCUCCGAGACUAUGACAGGUGUCAAUGUCAAAUUUUCAAACAAUGUUACCAACGGUAGCGGGGUAGUGCUGUACCUGCAAUACCGAUCUGUUUAAUCGUAUUUUUUUGUUUAGAAUAUUAGUUUAAAAGCUUUAGACGUGUAUCCACAACAUAUUUUCAAAAUUUACGUUUGUAAACUAGUGUUUCCAUUAUUGUAUUAUACAACAUAAAAUAUGUUUUUGUUUCUGUACACAUAAUAAUUUUUAAAUAGCUAAAUAUUUUAAAUAGAUGUAUGUUUUAUGAAAUAUGACACCAUACGAAGGUCAUUUAUUUUAUAAAAGAGGUUAGCCUUUGAUUUCGUGUAAUAUAUGAAAAUAAAAAAAUCAAUUUUGAUACAACAACCCUAAAUUUAUCAAUACCUAUACUUAUUUUGUGUUAAUGUGUUUAAAAAAAAACCCACACAUUCAUUCUGAGUAAAUUAUAAAAAUGGGUAAUUAUAUUAAUUUCCGAAGUCCUACAACCCUAUUUAAACAUUGUAAAAUGCUGGCAACAUAGUUAUUUUGUGUAAUAUGUAAAAAUGUAAUGUAAUUAAUAUUGUGUAUGUCAUAUUUGUCUCCGAGAUAAAAAAACAGACUAUAGGCAAUAUUGUUUGACUAUUUGAUAUGAUGAUUGUGAUAGUUCUUUGUCUACGGGAAUGGCAUUCUGACGAUCCACCUGAUGGAAAGUGGUAACCUUGUGGGCAUUCCUGUGGAUGAAUGUGUUAUUUCUCUAUAGCCUAUAAUUAAUAUUAUUAUAUAGUCUAUUCUGCCGUGAUUAUGUUCUGAAAUAAAUCAAUUCUAGAUUUGAUUAUCAUUCCUCAAUCGCAAAAGAAAGAUUGUUAACUACUGUACUGUGCAGUUGCUGUUUCAGAGUAUAUUUUACUAGUGUAUAGUUUUUUAAAGUAACAAAUCAGUUUAUAU